This is a messenger RNA of Synchiropus splendidus (mandarinfish), 3240 nucleotides long. Its product is annotated as homeobox protein Hox-C6a. Gene Ontology annotation, biological process: regulation of transcription by RNA polymerase II; anterior/posterior pattern specification. Lineage: Eukaryota; Metazoa; Chordata; Actinopteri; Syngnathiformes; Callionymidae. Gene Ontology annotation, molecular function: RNA polymerase II cis-regulatory region sequence-specific DNA binding; DNA-binding transcription factor activity, RNA polymerase II-specific. Bases 2050 to 2754 code for a protein of 234 amino acids. The record is from RefSeq and is a predicted model, not a curated record. The transcript has 2 exons. Gene Ontology annotation, cellular component: nucleus.
AUGGUCAUUUUCACAAUAAUAAUCAUCAUUUCACUCGUGCGUGUUGCGUUCGGGGACCAACGAGGAGACUCACUUGUUAGUUAGCGGAACUUCUUGAACACUCGUGAGAACAUUAGCGCAGUAAACGAGGCCGAGCGUCUCUCUCGAGCUUCUGGAGGAUCUGAGCAGCUUUACAGCCGUUUGCGCCUCGGACCUACGCGGAUGUCACAUAUGGCCCCGAAUAAGGUGAAAAGGAAACUUUUAUUGCCGCAGCCACUUCCGUCUCUUUGUUGCUGUGUCUUUUAUGGUCCAGUCGAGAUUCCGAACUGCUCCAGGAGCCGACAUGCGCGCGCGCAGCCCGCCUUCUAAUCAAGCGGAUCGAUCAUCUCCAGAUACGGCGCGCUAAUGUUGCCGACGAUUCCACUUGAUUCACCGUCCAAGCGCUUUGUCUGCGCAAAAGAACGCGCCCGGAGACGUUUAAUUCUCCUCAUCACAGUCACGUAGCGCCUUAAAUAUUAUCGAUGACCAGUCUUGAACGAGUCCUCAGCCUCUUAACAGAGAUUUGUUUGAUACCGCUCGGCGCGCGAGUGUGUGUGUGUGUGUGUGUGUGUGUGUGCAGCUCUCGAGUCAUUUUCCCAGCCAUUAUUUGCUGCUGAGAUAAUUAUCGGUUGUUCUCUGGCUGUGCGUCACAGGAAUGUCCAAGUAAAGAGUCCAACAUCUGCAGCAACAUUUGAAGAGUCUGGAUUAAGAAUAUUCACCCGUGCGCGUGCGUGCGUGUGUGUGUGGUUGCAGGCUUUGCUGCAGAGAUAGUGAUAGUUGUGUGCUGGGGAGCGUCACUUGUUUUAUUGCCCUCACAGAAGAGAGACCAUAAACGCAUUCUUAGCAGCAGCGGCGCCCCCUCCCCAGCCCCCAGCCCUCACUGACACUUGCCUUUAUCUUAAUACACAAAAGCAGCAUUUUCUCAAGGAGUGGAAAUUAAUGAAGUAUCAUGGGGAGUUGUGUUUUCAUCCGCUCAGGUGUGUGUGAGAGACCGCGCGCGUGUGUGUGUGUGUGUACCGACCAAUACAAAAGUUGUAAUCUCAAUUUAAAGAUGUUGUGUAAGCGGGGCUGCCAUCGCGCGAGCUGACCCGCGAGCACGCGGCUCUGGUGUUGCUGUCAAUUAUAAUAAUGGGAAUGAUAAAUCUUUAUUUGUGUAGCCCCUUUCAGGAGAGGCAAAGUGCCUUCCAUAAAAAGGGAGUUCAGAUCAAACAAACGUGACACACAUCGAUGUUCGGGGACGAACUCGAUUUAGGUGGUGACGCACAGAACCCUGGGUCCGUCCAUGUGGGGUCCUUGAAUGCCACGCUACCUGUCGGACGUGUGUGUGUUUGGGGGUUCAACUUUUCCACCGUCGCUCCUGACUGGAGUGUGUUGUGUUGGAUUGUUCACGUCCGAAAGUUUCUCAUUUUUGUGCGCGCGGUUGAGGGACGUGCACGCGCGCCUACUGUCAGUCUAAAGCACAAAAGCCGCGACACCUAAUAUUUGCCAUAAAUCUGGUCCCCUGGACGUCGUGUUGGCGUCAAUCUCCGGUGUGUGUGUGUGUGUUGUGUUCACUGCCAUGAGGACUGUUGUGUUGCGGCUGACUUAUUCACUUGUGAUCGCUGCUCCUCUUCCGCUCGUGGAUUCACCUCAAAUGUUUGUUUAAUGGUCGACGGGAGAUUCGAUCAGCCCUGAACGCCCCAUCACCUGUGUUUGCUGCACAACUGCGUGUUUGUCGGCAUUUAGCACUAAUGUUCCAGCUCUGAGCUAAAAGCUACAGUUUCUCCUGCACUGCUGCCUCUCAAUUGGUGGAGAACAGUCAGCUGACGUUGUCAUAUUGUCUCUCGCCGAGUCAGGACUCGACUAUAACACUCGUCGGGUUUGUGCCUCUUAACCGGAGAUUGGAAAUUAAUAAUAUUGAAUCCACAAAGUCGACGGGCGCGCUUGAGCGGGAAGGCGGACGCGUUUGACACCGACGGGACGGAGAUUGAGAGCUUGGAGACGGAAAGUGGGGCGAGUUGUGGAGAGAGAGAGCGGGUCACCAACCGAGGCAUGAAUUCUUAUUUCGCCAACCCGUCGCUCUCCUGCCAUUUGCCCGGUGGCCAAGAUGUUCUGCCCAACGUGCCCCUCAACUCCACCACCUACGACACGGUGCGCCACUUCUCCUCCUACGGAGCCGCCGUGACCCAGAACCGGAUAUACGCGCCUUUCUACUCCCCGCAAGACAACGUGGUGUUCGGCUCCGGACGGGCUCAGUACGAGUACGGCUCCAACGUGUUCCUGCAGGACAAGGAGGUGCUGCCCAGCUGCAGGCAGACCAACAUGGGACUGAGCGGCGCGCAGAGCCACAUGGCUCAGGAGUACAGUCUGGAUCAGAGCAGGGCGCAGGAGCAGAAGAGCAACAUCCCGAUCUACCCGUGGAUGCAGCGCAUGAACUCACACAGCGGAGUGGGCUACGGGACGGACAGGCGGAGGGGCCGCCAGAUCUACUCCCGCUACCAGACCCUGGAGCUGGAGAAGGAGUUCCACUUCAACCGCUACCUGACCAGACGCAGGCGCAUCGAGAUCGCCAACGCGCUGUGUCUGACCGAGCGGCAGAUCAAGAUCUGGUUCCAGAACCGGCGCAUGAAGUGGAAGAAGGAGAGCAACCUGAGCUCCACGGUGAGUGGGAGCGAACAGUGCGGCCAGGAGGAGGACCGGAGCGGCGGCGCGGCGGAGGAGGUGAAGGAGGAGGACAACAAGAAGAAGACGGAGUAAGAGGAGAUGGAGGAGAAGAACCCAACAAAACUACCUAAAUAUCGGACUGGGAGCUCUCUGCAUGUUGGCUCUCUUCUCUCGUGACGAGCCUUAAAAGAUCCAAAAGAUUUCAGCCUCGACGGUUCGGUUUUUGUGUUGACUUAGUGUUCAGUGUGUCUCAUCACAUUCCAGCGAAGGAACGACCCGGGGCGCUUGGUCCCGACAAAACUUGAAUAUUUUGCCGCACACACACUCUCACACAUAUACACUUCUCUCUCUCUCUAUAUAUAUAUAUAUGAAAUUUUCAGACACACACGCACACACACAACAAACACACACGUGUAUAUAACCAUAUUUACCCGCUUUAAUCCGCUGCAGAAACUUGUGAGUGAAUUUUGGAGACUAAAGCUUUUUUCCGCGAGGAAUAUUUGUACCUCUUUAUUUUACAUUUAAAAUGUUUCUGUGUCAUCAUCGUGUAUCAUGAAAUAAAUAUUUGUUCCACUUUCA